CAAAUAUUAACCGAACGGCAAAUAAAUUCCUUCGUUUCACUGUGACGAGUGUAGCUUUCGGGGGUUAAGUCCGAUAACGAAGACUCACCCUCUUGUAGAAUGCAAAUUUCACGCAAUUCAUAAGAGCCUGGAACUUUUGAGCAGUAGCAACAGUCAAAGCACUAACCACCGUAUCAAGUAACCAAAAAAGCAAUCUCGAGAGAGAGAUACGAAUGGAUUUACCGGAGCUGUGGGCAAUCCUCGGUCCUGCAGUCGCUGGUGCGGUAUUUGGGACUGGAUGGUGGUUUUGGAUCGACGCCGUCGUUUGUAGCUCCGUUACAGUCUCUUUCGUUCAUUACCUCCCUGGCAUAUUUGCAUCUAUUGCAGCUCUGAUGUUUAAUUGUGUUAGAAAAGAGGAUAUUGAUUACUCUCCUUACGAGGAAGGCGAGUGGAGAUUGAAGCUUUGGCUUUUCUUUGCAUAUGUCGUCUCCUUCGUCUCUUUAGCAGCAUCAGUGGGUUUGUUGAUUCAAGAUUCAAUUGUCAAAACAGGGCCUUCAGUGUGGACAGGAACUGCUGGCGUUUUGCAGUGUGUGUUCGUGCUGAUAAGUGGGCUAAUUUAUUGGACCUCACAUUCUGAAUGAGUUGUGGUGAUAAGUACAUUUACAUGUUUGGAGCUUGGAAUCAUGACGGAGGGAGUUGGCAGUGCAUGUAUCCUUACUUAACCCACGGGACAGAACAUACUUCUACAUUGUGUAAAUUUUUAUCCUGUGCUAACAAUAUUGAGCAUAAAAGCUGACCCGCGGAACUUUUCUGGAAUUUGAGAUGUUUGGUACGUAAUAAAUUGAAAUCUCAUAAACUCUGGUGUUUCUUCAA
This is a messenger RNA of Populus trichocarpa (black cottonwood), 852 nucleotides long. RefSeq lists its product as uncharacterized. The transcript has 4 exons. Gene Ontology annotation, biological process: protein targeting to vacuole; late endosome to vacuole transport via multivesicular body sorting pathway. Lineage: Eukaryota; Viridiplantae; Streptophyta; Magnoliopsida; Malpighiales; Salicaceae. The coding region runs from base 213 to 620 and encodes 135 amino acids. The record is from RefSeq and is a predicted model, not a curated record.